ACUAGUGUAGUCUUAUCUGUUUCCAAGUUACUCUGGAGUUCCUCCUUAGAUAGCGAAUGGGCGGAUGCAAGUGGAGUCGCCACUAUAUAAACUGGAUUGACCACCAGAUCUGGUCUCUGUAGAGUUUAACGGCGCGAGUCCUGCUUUAAACGGAAGCUUCUUCUUUUUGCAGCUGUGAUUUCAUAAGUAGUUCCACAGAGGGUUAAACGGACAGCUCCGAAAUCACCGUCAAACAUGAAUAAAGAGGACGACAUGAAGGACGUAGAACUGAACGAGAUGGAUCAGGAAAAACUGCCGAUGACCGGAGAAAGUCUGACAGGCACGGAAAAAAAUGGCUCCGUAAAGGUCAAAGUGCCUGAGGACACAGAAGUCAAAUUUACGGGCCUCUCAAAAGAGGAGUUAAUGAAAGUCGCCGGUACAACUGGGUGGGUUCGGACUCGUUGGGCUUUGCUGGUUCUGUUCUGGCUCGGCUGGGUCGGCAUGUUAGCUGGAGCAAUAGUGAUCAUAGUACAGGCUCCACGCUGUAAACCCAUUCCUGAGAUGAACUGGUGGAACGAAGGUCUCCUGUACCAGAUAUCUGACGUGAACGCUUUCUCUGACAAUGGACUGAAAGGAGUGGAGGAGAAGCUAGACUAUCUGAGCCAGAUGAAGGUGAAGGGGCUUGUUCUGGGUCCGAUACACACUGUGCAAGCAGACCAGCCAAGCACACUGGAACUAACUGCCAUUAACCCUGAAUUUGGCUCUAUAAGCGAGCUGACUUCUCUGUUGGAACGAGCACAUAGAAAAGGAAUCUCCAUAGUGCUGGAUCUAACACCCAAUUAUGAAGGAGUUUCAGCCUGGUUCAACAGUGCUGCUACUGUUGCUGAGCGACUCAAAGAAGCAUGCGUAUACUGGCUCAGUAAGGGGGUGGAUGGCAUCAUCCUGUCUCAUCUGAACGACAUCGCAAACACCGAAGCCUGGCCGUCUAUUCAAGGCAUAUUCAACCAAACUGACGACACCAAAAAAACAGCUCUGAUGGGAUCAGUCACCGGUCUCUCUGUGGAGGAAGUCUCUCUCCUGCUGAACCGCUCAGGUGUUGACCUGCUCCUGACUGAACUGGCUGCUCCGGCCGGGUCCGGCGUGAGACAGGCACAGGCGAUACAGAAGCUGUACUCUGGUCACCUGCAGACGAGUCUGGGCUGGAGUCUGAGUGGACGGUCUCUGGGAUCUCCAGCAGUGCCAGUGAGGCUCUUUCACACACUGCUGUUCACACUGCCCGGCACUCCUGUGUUCAGCGCUGGAGACGAGGUCGGACUCAAGGCAGGGGAGAAGAUUCAAGCAAUGUGGGACUUGGAAAGUAAAGCAGAAGAUGCCAAUGUAACGGCAAAGGCUGUACAGGAAGAGCACACCACAUUGCGUGGCUUCUUCAAAGCGCUCAGUGAUCUGAAAGGAAAAGAGCGAUCGCUUCUCCACGGAGAAUAUGUCAGUCUUUACAGUUCAGCCACUUCAUUAGCAUUUCUCCGCCUUUGGGAUCAGAGCGAACGCUUCCUGGUCGCCUUAAACUGGGGAAAUGACUCGGUCACCAUGACUCUGACCAAUAGUGACCUGCCGGCUCAAGCUCGGGUCCGUGCCACCACAGAUGCUGAGAAUCUAGCCGUGGAUCGCAAGGUGUCGGUAGAGAAGCUAGAGCUUGGGCCCAAACAGGCUGUUCUGUUGUCUUAUCCUUAUCCUGGUUAGACACACACACACACACAGACAGUCCUUAAUGUCUCAGAUCAGAGUCAACACUGUGCACAUGUUUGGAAAGACUUUGUCUAUUGAGUAGAAAAGUUUAUAUUGAAGUUAUAGGAAUGAUUUUAGGGGGACUAAUUUUGAAGCAAUGAAAAGCCAAUUGUCACAGUUGUUGUAGAAUAGAGGAUGAUCUCCAUACAGAGACAUGUAGAUCUAAAACCCCUGCUAUAAUAAAAAACUAAAAAUGG
Molecule: messenger RNA, 1958 nt
Organism: Rhinichthys klamathensis goyatoka
Lineage: Eukaryota; Metazoa; Chordata; Actinopteri; Cypriniformes; Leuciscidae
Product: 4F2 cell-surface antigen heavy chain-like
Exons: 9
Coding region: 235-1716 (493 amino acids)
Biological process (GO): carbohydrate metabolic process; amino acid transport
Source: RefSeq, a predicted model, not a curated record